This is a messenger RNA of Asterias rubens (European starfish), 1641 nucleotides long. RefSeq lists its product as uncharacterized. NCBI's taxonomy places the organism in Eukaryota, Metazoa, Echinodermata, Asteroidea, Forcipulatida, Asteriidae. The transcript is spliced from 3 exons. The record is from RefSeq and is a predicted model, not a curated record. Bases 866 to 1339 code for a protein of 157 amino acids.
UUUCUAUACCAUCCGACCGAGUAAUAGUUCAAAAGCAGGACAGUUCUUUUCAGAACUGAAAAGUCUCCUGAACAUCCGAUAAUCUACUCCGCGUAUAGUAGAAUAAAGAAAGACAGUUCUCUAAGAACAAACUCUACCUGGCGAGUAGAUGCACGCAUGUUACCAAAUAAAAAACCCCAAAUAUAUAUUGAUACCUCACCAUGCAAUGCCUCAAAUCCUAAAUAAUUAUUACCUACUUCUGAUCCUAUUAGAGCUCUCAAGUAACUGUGCAGAACAUUGUUGCUGUGUUGGGUUAACCAGAAGUUAGUCAAUAUAAGUAUUUUUCUUGCAGUUUUCCAAAUUAUUCAAAGAUGUAUAUCUCUGGCAAGCAUUGUAGAGUUGAUAGGUUCAGUUGUGGGCUUUUUCUUAAGGGGUUUUCUGUUGUCUGGGCUGUGUUUUUUUUAUUGGAGUUUGAAAGAUUUUAGGAAGGUCCCUUUGGAUGCUUCAUGUUAAACCAAAAUAUCAAAACAAACUUGUAGGUGUUGGUAAUUUAAGGUGUGCAAUUCAUUUGCUGGAUUCAUAUUUUAUCUGCAAGCUUGCUGCUGCUGCUUUCAAUAUUUCCCUUUCAAUUGUUUAUGAAUGAAAGUGUCAAUAUAAAAGCAAAAAGCUUAAACCUAUCUCUGCUUUAAUAUUAAAUCCUAGUUUGAAACUCGAAAUGUUGCAAAUCGUUUGAAUUUGUUUGUGUUUCAGUCUGGCUGAUUAUCUCCAACUAUAUCUACCCAGUAAUAAGCAGAUGUCCAAGACCAACCUAAGACGUCGGAGUCUCUUUACGGUUGCUACACCAGGAUGCUGCGUAUGGCCCUAAACAUCUCCUGGCAGGACCAUUAUGAGAGACUGCCAUCUGUUUGCUGGCGGAAGACUACAGAAGAGAUCUGCGAACACCGACUCAAGUUUGCUGGGCACUGUGUUCAUCCCCUCUGAGCUUGUUGCUUGCCCAACCAUCCUCUUGGAGCCCAAUCAUCAAGACGAGGCUUCUUGUGGGAGAAGAUGUCUUUCAUUCAUAGACACCCUGAGACGAGACACUGGCUUAGCCAGCGCUGAGGAACUAGACGCUCCUGCAUGCUGGAUCAAAACAUCUGGACAAGAAUCACUGGGCAGGCUCGAGCUACUACAUGGCGCUCGACUUGAUGAUGAAGACGUAGGAGCUACACUCUCAAGAAAAGUCAGGCCUAACAUCUGCAAAGACUUCUCUCUGACUUCAAGUAGAUCUCCAAGACCAGCCGAUGAUGAAGGAGCUACACUCUCCAGUCAAAGAGACGGAGAUGUGAGGAAUGGUUUCCUGAAAAGAAGUGAGAAUUGAAUCACCACUACUGAUGUCAACAAGGAUACUGGGUAUAAAGGAGAGCAACGCAUAUGAAAACAUCGCCAAGACAUCUAAGCUGCAAGCAAAUAUGGAUGUAACAAUCAAUAUGUUGUCUUUAACAGUAAGGUAUUAUAAAUGUGUUUUUAUGAACUGAAUAAGCUACAAUGUAUUCAGAACACUGCUGCAUGCCUUGUGGAACGGUCUCCAAGAAAUGAGCACAUCAUCCCUAUUCUUCGCUGUCUCUACUGGCUGCCGAUCAAGGACCAUAUUGUGUUCAAGCCAAUGUUGCUCACUUACAA